AUGUCCUCCACUGACGCGUUAACCACGGCUGGUCGUCACUUGUUGUCCUUCGACUUCACCGCGAACAACGACCACUUGCACGAUUUCGAAUGGAUUGUCGUCCUCGGCGCUUUGCUCUGCUUUUGCACGGCGUUUGGCAUCGGCGCGAACGAUGUCGCGAACGCGUUCGCGACCUCGGUCGGCUCCGGCGCGGUGUCGAUUAAGUUGGCGAUUAUGCUCGCCGCCGUGUGCGAAUUCACGGGUGCCUUAUUUAUGGGUUCUCACGUGACCGAGGCAAUCCGUAAAGGGAUCGCGGAUUACAAAUGCUUUACCAACGAUCCGGCAAUUAUGAUGUACGGGUGCUUGUGCGUGUUGGCCGCGACGAGUAUUUGGUUGAUGUUGGCGUCGUAUUUGGAGAUGCCGGUCUCGACGACGCACUCUUGCGUCGGCGGCAUGAUUGGCAUGACUUUGGUCACCAGAGGUCAAAAGUGCGUCAUCUGGUCAAAAAAAGUUGACGAAUUUCCGUACGUUAAAGGUGUUGCCGCGAUUGUCUGCUCGUGGUUGCUCUCUCCGAUUGUUUCCGGCGCUUUCGCGUUUGCCUUGUUUUUGGUUAUCAGAACUUUGGUGUUGAGACAAGCGAACUCCUACAACCUUGCGAGAUACUUGUUCCCGGUCAUGUCGAUGGUAACCGUCGUUAUCAACACCUUCUUCAUCGUCUACAAAGGCGCGAAGUUUUUGGAAUUGGACGUCAUGUCGAUCAAUGAGUGCAUGGCCUGGGCGUUUGGUAUGGGCGGCGCCGUCGGCCUCAUUGCCUUCCUUGUCGUUAACCCGAUCUUGUUCAAAAAGAUUGAAGCCGACUGGGAGCGAAUUCAAUUGGAAAGAGCCGAAGGUGGCGGUGUUGAUUCGGGCAUGUUCAAGAAGCCGUCCGACUUCCCGGAAAAGCAACCGAGAGUGAUCCAAAAAGGUGUCUUUGGCAUCCCGGCAAGAAUGUACUACGCCGUCGCAGAUCACUUGGCUAUUUCUUUGAACCACGACAACGACCAGUUGGCGGCUGAAGAUGAAAUUGUUGCCGCGAUCCACGCCAACGCCGAAGUCUUCGACGAAAAGACCGAAUUGGCGUUGAGACCGUUGCAAGUUUUAACUGCUUGCUUAGAUGCCUUCUCCCACGGCGCGAAUGACGUUGCCAACUCUGUCGGUCCGUUCGCCGCUAUCGUCACCAUUUACAAAGCUGGUGGCGUGAAGAAGAAGAUGCCGAUGGGCGAUGAUUCCUACUGGAUCUUGUCUUUGGGUGCGUUCGGUAUCGUGAUUGGUUUGGCCUUGUACGGUUACAAGAUCUUGCACGCCUUGGGCGGCAAGAUUUGCAAAAUGACCCCGUCCAGAGGUAUUUGCAUCGAGCUCGGCGCCGCCAUGGUUAUUAUCAUGGGUUCUCGUCUCGGCUGGCCGUUGUCCACGACUCACUGCCAAGUCGGUGCCACUGUCGGCGUCGCCUGCUUGGAAGGUGUUGGCGGUAUUAACUGGUUCAUCUUGAUGAAGACCGUCGCUGGUUGGGUUUUGACUUUGAUCAUUGUCGGUUUCACCGCCGCGGCGUUCACCGCGCAAGGUGCGGCUGCGCCGAUGUCCAAGUAUCCGGCCUGGGCGAAUAUGAACUAA
Messenger RNA from Bathycoccus prasinos, 1629 nucleotides. Its product is annotated as phosphate-repressible phosphate permease. Gene Ontology annotation, biological process: phosphate ion transmembrane transport. Gene Ontology annotation, molecular function: phosphate transmembrane transporter activity. The transcript is spliced from 2 exons. Bases 1 to 1629 code for a protein of 542 amino acids. Lineage: Eukaryota; Viridiplantae; Chlorophyta; Mamiellophyceae; Mamiellales; Bathycoccaceae. The record is from RefSeq and is a predicted model, not a curated record. Gene Ontology annotation, cellular component: membrane.